GGGAAGACAUCACCCCUGCGAAUCACUCGGCACCGCAUCGCCUCUGGUCCCGCGGAUAGAUUUGUGCUUUGUAAUCUCCUCGAUUUCAACUGUCGUGUGCCUUUGCUGGACAGUGCAAGCAGCAGAUUCAUCCUGGGACGGUGGUUUUGGAGGCAGUCAGCAAGAGUACUGCGUCUGGAGAGGGGAGGAUUUGGAACAUGGCUACCGCAACUAGCCCACCGCCGUUCUCGACGUCCCCAUCCCUAUCCAUCGCUCGAUCCCCCGACACCGCAUCGCCCCUCUUCCCCGAGCGAGCCAUCAGGCCGUUGCCCAGGAGUCGACUGAAGGCCAAGCUCUCGCCCGAGCAAGCUUCCUCCAUCACCUACCCUCCCGAUCCUGUCCCCGCGAGCCCGGUGUUGAGUUUUGGAGGCAAAGAGAAUGCAGCUCCGGGUGGCAACCUGCACGGCAGGAUGAGCAACGGGCUCGCCGUGCACGAGCAGUACUUGCACCAUGCACACCACCCACACCACGAGACGGCGAUGCACAGUCACUGCACGUGUGGGGAGGAGGUGGACAGCGGUGAUGAAGAAAUAGAAUUCGACCAUCCCGACUUCCGCUACGCCUCGCCCACCCCGAACGGCACCGUCGCCGAUACCGUGCUCGACAGCGUGCAGCGCCGACUGAUGGCCGCGAAGGCGGCUCCUUCAGCUUCGGCGGCAUCGAGUGCAGAUGGCUACGAAAGCUUUGAGAACACGAGCAAUAAGAAGAAGCGCAAAAUUCCGCUCUCGGCGGCUUCAAGUAUGCAUCAGACACACUUGAGCGCGGAGAUGGCAAGUCUGGGGUUGAAUGGGCCUUUGGAUGGCACAAUGGAUGCGAUUAGGGAUGGUGCAACAGCGGCGAAGGGUGAAUAUUAUCCUCCAAUGCCUGCGUCUUCCAGUGCUGGGGCCGGCACGGGCAUCAGUGGUGCUGGACGAGGCCGGUAUGGGAGGCAGAAUGGGCGGAGUGAUCAUGGCAUUCGAAGGCCCUUGGCAUCUUCCAGCAUGAACUCUGUCAACGGCUACCACCCCCGCAUGCCAGCCAGAAGUAGUGGAGAGAUGAAGCGCGCUUCUGAUGCCGAGAUCGAAAACACUGGCGGGAUCAUCUCCCAAGCCAUCAAGAGUGCCGCGGAACAGGGAUCCAUGACACCCCAAAAGGGACAAGAGCUGGUUUCACUAUUGCAAACGGCCACAUCAAACGACGCAGCGCCCACAAAUUCCAAGACACAGUUCACCUUUAGCGUAGAAUCGGAGAGUGCCACCAAAAUGGUGGACCAACAUGCAGCCGCUAUCGCUGCAUUUCAAAAUCCCUACGCUGGACAGUCGGGCAACGCUCGGGGCAACAUGAACGGUCAGAUUCCUGGUCCAAAAGGAUCUGGAGCGUCUAGCGCGCAUAGCACGCCGUCGCUGCGCCAAACAAACGGAGCGGCCCAGAUGCCUGCCGGACGCCAACCGCCCAACAGCCUACCACCGCAGCAAGCAGCUCAACCACCACCCCUCCCGGCCGCCCCGAAACUCCGCCGUCGGCCUUCUCGAGAGUAUGCGCACGCUGCUCGUCAACGACGACUGCAACAAGAGUACAGCAACUACCACCACCGCCCCACCAAAGACAACAUGUGGAUCUGUGAAUUCUGCGAAUACGAAUCCAUCUUUGGCGUGCAGCCGCUGGCCUUGAUCCGGCAAUACGAAAUCAAAGAUCGCCGCGAACGGAAGCGGCAAGAGGAGAAGCGGAGGCUGCUGGAGAAGGCGAAGGCGAAGAAUCGAAAGGGGAAGAAGGGCGGCAAGAAGGGUGGCGGGAAUACCAACAACGCCAAUUCCGCUGCUGCGGCGAACCUGAACGCUGCGGGUGGCGCUGGGCAACAGCAGCCAUACGAUCCGAAUUUGCUCCCGCCAGACGGCGAUGAGUAUUACGACGACGAGGAGUACGGGGAUGAGUACGAGCCGAUGGGCCCGGACGACCAGUAUCCCGCCGAUUACUACUCGCCGCCCCCGGUGGGCGUUGGGACGACAUCGCGGGAUCGGCAGGGCGGAUGACCUUUGUGUGAUCCGAUUCUCCCAAGGCCUUUUUCCUCCUCUCUUGGAAAUCUGCGGUCUUGCGAUUGCUUUCGUUUUGUUCGUACAGAUUGCAUUUGGCGCGGUGUUUUGCUCGGAUUUCUGGGUUUCUGUUCUUGGAUUUUUCGCUCCGCUCUUGCAUAGAAGAAUAAGAUUGAAAAUCAUACUUGGGGAAUUGAACAGAGGAGGCGGCAUGAAGAUUGUGGGUGGAAGUUGGGAGAUGGAGUUGCGAGGGGACGGUGUACAUAGCUGUGGCAGUGGAGUAGAAACAGAAUUGGUGAUUGUACACAUGUCCCGCUCUUGUUCCUUCGUACGCUCUUGGACG
This is a messenger RNA of Neohortaea acidophila, 2391 nucleotides long. RefSeq lists its product as uncharacterized. The record is from RefSeq and is a predicted model, not a curated record. NCBI's taxonomy places the organism in Eukaryota, Fungi, Ascomycota, Dothideomycetes, Mycosphaerellales, Teratosphaeriaceae. Bases 198 to 2048 code for a protein of 616 amino acids. The transcript has 3 exons.